This is a messenger RNA of Culex pipiens pallens (northern house mosquito), 2141 nucleotides long. Its product is annotated as AT-rich interactive domain-containing protein 2-like. The record is from RefSeq and is a predicted model, not a curated record. Gene Ontology annotation, cellular component: SWI/SNF superfamily-type complex. Gene Ontology annotation, molecular function: DNA binding. The transcript is spliced from 3 exons. NCBI's taxonomy places the organism in Eukaryota, Metazoa, Arthropoda, Insecta, Diptera, Culicidae. Bases 1782 to 2138 code for a protein of 118 amino acids.
AAGACUUCCAUCAUUGUCAUGAUUUUUCGUUCAAUGAUAUAAAUUUUGCGUCGCUAUCAAUAUUUUGACAAAAUUCCUCUACAGGUUGUUUAGAAUAGUGCUCUACUGUAACACAUGCUGAUACUUUUUGGUAACGAUUAUCCCAUUCCUUGCGAAGUUAUGGAAAUCGUCAUUAAUCAAUGAUUGCAAACUAGGACGUCAAUGAUUGUUCCACAAAAUUAUAUAAAUUUUGAGACACAUUUGAUUUAGAUCAAAAUUCCUUCAGUGGCUUCAAGAAGGCAACAACAGGCACAUGCUGAUUCAUUUUGGUGCAGAAAUUCGUUAAAUUGAAUUGUGUACAGAAUAUUUUAGAGUGAUGAUCAAUUAUCUCCGAAAAUGAUCAACGGUUUCACCUUAACAGAUUCACAAAACUCGAUUCCAAACCUAAAGAAAUGCAUUUCAUACUAUAUUGUCUAAUUUGGGCUGUUUUAGACGAAUUUGGACAUCUUGGUUGUCGAUCUUCACUAUCUUAAAAUUGCUCCACCUAUCGAUGUUUUUUUAGUUCGUUCAAACUGCAUACUCUUAUACUAUCCUUGUCUAGAUAUUUUUACUAACUCGACGAAUCCCUCUUUCGAUAGUUCCUUGAACUUUAAUUGCUCAAAAAAGUAAACCACUAAAUGUUUACAUUUGUUUUCUAGGAUUCAAUAAAAAAAAGUCUAGCAAAAUUUGCAAUGGAGUCUUCUUCAGGCAUCGUUUUGUAAACUUGAUAUUGAUAACCAGUCGACUUAUUUUUUUUAUUAAACUCAUGUUUUACAAUGUUUGAUUAGAGGUGUGCAAAAUCGCUCUUUUUUGGAGCCGCUCAUUUUCAUUCGUUUUGAACGGUUCUUUCGCUCUUUUUCAAAAUUUGGAUGAAAAGGGGUUUUUUUAAGAAUCGUGUGAUUUUAUAAGUUAUUUUACAUAGGACUUUUAUAAAUUAUUUGAUUGGCAAAAAAUAAAUAUAAAAACGAGAAGAUGCCCUCGAAAACCAUAGGUCUUGGUAUGAUCUCUUUUCUAUAAACACUAAAGUUUAAUCGGACAAAAGGAUAUAUAUUUUCCAAAAUCUCUAAACUAUUCAGUAGAUUUUUUUUUAAAUAUUUUACAAAUUCUGCAAUUUGACAUGCUCAAAUUUGUAUUCCGGUAAAACUAUAAUGUACAAUCAGUUGUACAAUGAAAGUUUAUUUGUUUUGUUUCAAAAUCAUUUACUUUUGGGAUUAAUUUUCAUAAGCUUUGAAAUAUUUGAAAAUGCAUUUUCAAUUCAAUUCAGUUUAAUACUACACUUUUUUCGGAAAUUCAAUAAAUUAUAUUCAUACACACAAAAAAAUAUUACGGUAAUGACAAAAGUAACUUACUUUUGAAUUAAAAAGUUGUUAAAAUUUGCUACAUUAAAAGUUUUUUUCUUGUUUUGAAAAUGAAAACUAUUACUGCUACAGUUUUUGAAAAUCUCAUUGCUCACUGAUUUAAAAGUUUUUACUUUUAAUUUGACUGUAAAAUUUCUUUCAUUUUGACGUUCUCGUGUAACCGUGUACGCCUAAGUCGCAAAUGUAAACAAACACUUUGGUGGGUCCGGUGGUGCUGGUGAGGACGCAAAGCAAAGCCGACCGCGGCAGCAGCCAGGACUCGGACGUGGAAACCUUUGUGAGCCAAACAGCAGCAGCGGAACGCUUUCGAAGGAGGGUGGUGCAGGAGCGGGACGAGGUCGAGAGCUCGAAAAGGACAAGGCCAGCUUCCUGCAGGAACUGCAGCUGUUCCACGACCGGAAUGGGAUGGGAGGUAGGAAUGUGGAUUCGCACCGGUUGUAUUCGGUGGUGGUGGCCCGGGAUUGGAGAUUGAAGGUCAAUUCUCGCGAGGACUGGAAAGAGAUCAUUAAGGAGAUGACGCUGCCGAAGCGUUGCAUGGACAACGAGAUUGCGUUGAAGAAGAUAAACAUCCGGUUUUUGGCCAAGUACGAGACAGGUGAUAUUCACGGUGAGGAGAAGGAGCCGACGAAGAGGAGGACGACGAGAAGCGGGAUAAUCGGAGGUGGCCAGAGCGGCAGUUGCACUCGGUGCCGGCGGUUUACAACACCGCAACUAACCGCCCACAAAUGCUCAUCUCGCGACGGCGCAGCUCCAGCCGAAUGAACC